This is a messenger RNA of Hevea brasiliensis (rubber tree), 576 nucleotides long. Its product is annotated as dirigent protein 4. The transcript has a single exon. The coding region runs from base 25 to 576 and encodes 183 amino acids. Lineage: Eukaryota; Viridiplantae; Streptophyta; Magnoliopsida; Malpighiales; Euphorbiaceae. The record is from RefSeq and is a predicted model, not a curated record.
UCUUGAAGCAGAAAAGAUUUCAAAAUGGAAGCCAGGAAAAUUUUGGAGCUAGCUUUCAUCCUUUGCCUCGCUGCCACCCCAGUGUAUUCCCAACGCUACUCUCAGACUCGUCGAUACAUAUCAAAGGAGAAGAAAGUUACCAAUCUCCACUUCUUCUUCCAUGACACUCUCAGUGGCAAAAACCCUAGUGCUGUCUUGGUAGCACAAGCUAAUAGAAACAAGUCAGGAAGCCAAUUUGGCGACGUAUAUGCCAUUGAUGAUCCUCUAACAGUUGGUCCUGAACUUACCUCUCAAGUUAUUGGUAACGCACAGGGGCUUUACGUAUUUACCAGUCAAGGUAUACCAUCACUUGUAUCAAUCUAUGAUUUGGGUUUCACAUAUGGCGAGUUCAAUGGUAGCUCAAUCAGUGUGUUUUCGAGAAAUCCAGUGCUGGAGACAGAACGUGAGCUUGCAGUGGUUGGAGGGAGAGGAAAGUUUAGGUUAGCUCAAGGGUUUGCUCAACUGAAGACUUAUUAUUUUAAUCAGACUUCAGGUGAUGCUAUUGUUGAGUAUAAUGUGACUGUGAUUCAUGACUGA